Molecule: messenger RNA, 1166 nt
Organism: Sorex fumeus (smoky shrew)
Lineage: Eukaryota; Metazoa; Chordata; Mammalia; Eulipotyphla; Soricidae
Gene: SNAPC2
Product: small nuclear RNA activating complex polypeptide 2
Exons: 6
Coding region: 52-1098 (348 amino acids)
Biological process (GO): snRNA transcription
Cellular component (GO): nuclear body
Molecular function (GO): RNA polymerase II general transcription initiation factor activity
Source: RefSeq, a predicted model, not a curated record
CGGAAACGACCGCGGAAGCGACCCCGGAGCGCGGACGCCGUGCACGCCGGCAUGAAGCCCCCGCAGCGGCGGCGAGCGGCCCCGGCUCGCUAUCUGGGCGAGCUGAGCGGCCCCGCGGCCUGGAGCGCCCGAGAGAAGCGGCAGCUGCUGCGACUCCUGCACGCGCGGCGGGGCCAGCCGGAGCCGGACGCGGCCGAGCUGGCCCGGGAGCUGCCGGGCCGGAGCGAGGCCGAGGUCCGGGACUUCCUCCGGCAUCUUAAGGGCUGCGUGGCCCGGGAAGCCAUUCAGAAAGUAUAUCCAGGGCGCCAGGAAACGCAGACUCCGGCCCCCAUCGAGGUAUGGCUGGAUCUGGUCGAGAAGAUGACAGGCCCGCUGGAGGAAGCCCUCAUGGUAGCCUUCUCACAGGUGCUCACCAUCGCUGCCACAGAGCCCAUCAGCCUUCUGCACUCCAUACCCCCCAAGCCAACAAAGGCACGUGGACGGCCGGUGGUUGUCAGCACUCCUGCAGGACAAGAGGACCCCGCCCCAGAGGUGCCUGGCCCCACCCCUAGCAUCCCUGACCCUGCCCCAAAGAUACAUGGCCCCGCCCCAGAGAGGCCUGGCCCCGCCCCUAGCAUCCCUGGCCCCGCCCCAGAGGUGCCUGGCCCCACCCCUCCUGAUCCUCUGGCGCCCCCUGGAGACUUCACUGUGGAUUUUGAGAAGAUCUAUAAGUACCUGUCGUCCCUGUCACGCAGUGGCCAUGGGCCCGAGCUCUCGGCAGCCGAGUCCGCGGUGGUCCUUGACCUGCUCCUGGCCCUCCGCGAGGAACUGCAGCACCUGCCCUGCGGCGCCCUGGUCCAGCACCUCUCAGACAAGUAUCAGCACCUGACAGCCCCCCAGCCCGACCCUGCCAGCGCGGGGUCGCCUCCCCAGGUGACAGAUACGAGGACAGAUCCCAGGGAGCAGCAGGCCAGCCCGACCCCCUCCCCUCCCGACCCCCCUGGGAGCACCGAGCCCAGAGACUCGCGAUCACCCUGGCAGGUGUCCGGCGUCUGCCCCCUAAACCCAUUCCUGGUGCCCCUGGAGCUCCUGGGCCGGGCCGCCAGCCCUCCACGGUGAGGGGUGCGGGGCCAAAGGACACCCUCCACUUGUGAGUCCCUAGAGGCUCGGUCCUGCUCAGGCUGGCA